This is a messenger RNA of Microtus ochrogaster (prairie vole), 1530 nucleotides long. It is a transcript of the gene Cpo, whose product is annotated as carboxypeptidase O. Gene Ontology annotation, molecular function: zinc ion binding; metallocarboxypeptidase activity. Gene Ontology annotation, biological process: proteolysis. NCBI's taxonomy places the organism in Eukaryota, Metazoa, Chordata, Mammalia, Rodentia, Cricetidae. The record is from RefSeq and is a predicted model, not a curated record.
AUGUCGGCACGUGAAGAUAUGAGGGCCAAGGUGGCCCUCGCAAAGGUUGACACUAGCGAGUAUGAUGAAAAAGAACACGUCAGCUCUGCUCCUCUUCGGAGAAGAGAGUGUCAUCCAAGUUCAGGAGGAAGUCCUGAUGUCUUCACUAUUUUAUAUCUUCCUAUCCAUUCCACAUCCUCAGCAUAUCACAGACAGGAGGUUGUCAGUCCAUGGAGGAGCCUUAAGAUCUAUUCUCAGAAGAGAUAUUAUCCCAGGGGGAGAACUGUCAGCUCUGUGUCUUUGAAUAAGAUGGUGUACACCCAUGGAAACCCAAUGAUCUGGUGUGAUGUCAGUGUUGACAGUGUGAUAGGAUUCAGAAUUGACUGGGAGAUGGUUGGCCUCCAGCAUACCUGUGAGGGGUUAUUUAGAUUAGAGAUGAGCCAGGUUGGAGAGAAGCAUGUAGAAGCAGUGAUCCAGCAUCUCCCAGGUAUGACCUAUGAGACCCGGUUCACAUACUAUCUGAAGAUCAGCAAACCAUCCAACAGCCCCAAGAAGAUUGUUUGGAUAGACUGUGGAAUUCAUGACAGGAUGGAUUGCCCUGCUUUUUGCCAUUGGUUUAUGAAAGAGCUUCUACAGAAUGAUAAAGACAACAUGAGGACCAGCAGGCUCCCUAAGGAGCUAGACUUCUACGUGCUUCCUGUCCUCAACAUUGAUGCUGCUCUAAGUAAGAUCAUGUCCACAGACCCAGCUCAUCUGCUCAGGAACGAAAGGUCAAACGAGCCCUCAAUUUUCCAGGAAGCGUUUUCUAUGUUUGAGGGCCACCUCAUGGUUCCUCUGUUUCAUGAUCCUCUCUGGAGGAAGUCCCACUCAUCCCAUAAUAAUGGCACAUGUCAUGGAAAUAGCAAUCAAAAUUUCAUUGUCUCCUGGUGUAGUAUCGGCGCAUCCACAAACUGCCAAGAUUUAACAUUCUGUGGGAGAGAAUCAAUGUCGGAAUCAGAGACUAAAGCAGUCUCAAGCCUUAUAGAAAGCAGAAAAGACACCCUGUGCUUCCUGACCAUGCAGUCUUAUGGGCAGCUUACUAUCAUACCAUAUGGCUACACCAAAAAUAAACCAAGUAACUACGGAGAACUAAUUCAAGUUGGACAGAAGGCGGCAAAUGCAUUGAAAGCAAAGCGUGGAACCAAUUAUAGAGUUGGAUCAAGUGCAGAUAUUUUCUUCCAAGGUCAGGGAUCCUACAAAGACUGGACUCGAGACAUUGUCCCCUUCAAAUACACAGUUGAGCUGAGGGUCAACACUACCCAUGGUUUUCUUCUGCCUGAAGCCUGACUCCAGCCCACUUGUGAGGAAACCAUGGAAGCUCUGCUUUCACUCCUUGAUGGUGAGUAUGAGAAUUACUGGUCGCCAGCAGCGCCAGGAAGGACAACCACAAACUUUUUCACUUCUUGUGAAGAAAUCCUAAAGGAUAAGAGCAUGAGCUGUUCCUUGCAGCUGAAGUGUGAGCGUGAGGAAGUGAUCCAGGUCGCCUCCAUCACUAGCAAACCUGAUGGCUAA